Molecule: messenger RNA, 2057 nt
Organism: Calliphora vicina (urban bluebottle blowfly)
Lineage: Eukaryota; Metazoa; Arthropoda; Insecta; Diptera; Calliphoridae
Product: nitric oxide-associated protein 1
Exons: 2
Coding region: 16-1983 (655 amino acids)
Molecular function (GO): GTP binding
Source: RefSeq, a predicted model, not a curated record
AAAAGUCAAAUUACAAUGAUUAAGUUGAAUUCAAUUCUAUGUAAUGUCAAGAAUAUACAAAAUGCUAAACAAGUGACUCGUUUCCUAUCUACGGAUUUAAGCGAAAAUUCAUCAAAAUUAAGUCUGCGUCAAAAAACAUGGAUGCAUUUUCAGCAAAGAUAUGAAAACCAUCAUCACAUUUUUUACAGUUCCCAUUUAGAGCUUCAAGAGAAAUACAUGAGUUAUGGACUUAAAAGAUCUCUUCAAAAUAAUGUAAAAAAGAGUUUAAAACGAUAUCAAAACGAACAAAAAACUUUAAAUCCAUAUGGUUCGGAAGGACCAGAAGAUUGGAUGGAGGAUUAUGAAUAUUAUAAUGAGACAAGUGAAGAAAUAAAUGGAUUAAAGCUGGAAAAUAAGUUUGGAACAGCUGAUCCAACUAUACCUGCUUCAAAUGUACCCUGCAAUGGAUGUGGUGCCAUUUUACACUGUAAUUAUCAGACAAGUCCAGGAUUUUUACCAACCGAAAUUUUUAAGGGAAGAACGGAAAAUGAACUUAAAACCAUAACGUGUCAAAGAUGUCAUUUUCUAAAAAACUACAAUAUAGCUUUAGAUUUAGAAGUCACACCAGAAUCUUACAUCGAAACAAUAUCUAGUAUUAGAGAUAAAUUCGCUUUGGCUAUUGUAAUGGUUGACCUCCUCGAUUUUCCUUGCUCAAUAUGGCCUGGCUUGCAUGAAUUAUUGGGACCUAAAAGGCCCGUUUUUAUUGUCGGCAAUAAAGUUGAUCUCUUGCCCCGAGAUAGUAACAGCUAUUUGGAUCAUAUAAAGCAAUGUUUAAAGGAAGAAAUCUUGAAAACUGGUUUCGAUCGAUUGAAUUUGAAAUAUGUGAGUCUGAUUUCAGCUAAAACUGGGUAUGGAAUUGAAGAACUCAUUACACAGUUGCAGAAAAUAUGGGCAUAUAAAGGAGACGUUUAUUUGUUGGGGUGUACAAAUGUGGGUAAAAGUUCGUUGUUUAACGUUUUAUUGAAUUCAGAUUAUAGUCGUCCCAAAUCGUCGGACUUAAUACGAAAAGCUACUACCUGUCCAUGGCCUGGAACAACGCUGCAAAUGAUAAAAUUUCCAAUACACAGGCCAUCGGAAAUUCGAGUUUACGAACGUUUUAAAAGAUUAAAUUCUGAGAAAUUUGUAAAAGCCGAAAAUGAAAAGUUACGAAUAGAAAGUGCACGUCAAUCGGGAAACGUAACUGAUGCUGUACCAGUAGGCACGAUUGGCCGCACUUUUGUUGAAAACACUGACGAAGUCGAUGACGUCUUUGCUAUGAGUAAGGGAACGCAACCAAUAACAACAUUCAAUGAGAGAAGUAAAGAAUAUCAGAAGGCUAGAUGGGUCUAUGACACACCAGGUGUUUUGCAUCCCGAACAAAUAACCAAUUUACUAACACCGCAAGAGUUAGGAGAGUUACAACCAAAGCAAAUGAUUUCUCCUCGUUCUUAUCGCCUAAAGCCGGGAAUGAGUUUAUUUCUAGCUGGCUUAGGUAGACUUGACUUCAUUAGAAGCGAUUCAACUGACAUGGAUUGGGUUCAAAUAUUUGUAUUUGCUUCCUUUGAUCUUCCAACAAUGAUUGUUGAAACCGAUCAUGCUUUGGACAUUUAUAAGAAAUACUUAAAUUCUCCACUCUUAAAAGUUCCAAUGGGAAAUGAGGAGCGCCUUCAAAAAUGGCCAGGCUUACAGUGUCACACUGAGGAUUUAAUUGUAAAAGGAUACAUUUUAAAAUCAAAAUCUAAAGAACUUAAUUGUUCAGGAGACAUUACACUCUCGUCGUCUGGUUGGGUCGGCCUACGUAUCCCAGUAGAUGUUAAUUGUAUUUUCCGAGCUUGGACACCACUCGCAAAAGGUAUAUACCUAAGAACGCCAUCAUUAGUUCCAUAUGCCGAACGAUUAAUUGGCAAAAGAAUACGAAAUUCUUUAGCUUAUAAUACGUCAAAACCGUUUGUUUUCAAAAAAUGAUAUUAGUAAAUUAUUACGAUGUUUGUUAAGAAUUUUUUUUAAUAAAAUAGCAGUAAUUGUUAUAUAAUUUUAAA